Messenger RNA from Rhincodon typus (whale shark), 5836 nucleotides. Its product is annotated as MOB kinase activator 2-like. Gene Ontology annotation, biological process: positive regulation of protein phosphorylation; signal transduction. The record is from RefSeq and is a predicted model, not a curated record. NCBI's taxonomy places the organism in Eukaryota, Metazoa, Chordata, Chondrichthyes, Orectolobiformes, Rhincodontidae. The coding region runs from base 239 to 907 and encodes 222 amino acids. The transcript is spliced from 5 exons. Gene Ontology annotation, molecular function: protein kinase activator activity. Gene Ontology annotation, cellular component: nucleus; cytoplasm.
UAUAAAGCACCGCCCACUGACGUCAUGCGGCUGUGUUUACUUCCGGUCAGUUUGGAAAAAAAACUCCGAUGAAAUGACAGAUUUGAGUCCCCGAUAAGCCUCCAGAUUGAUAGCAUUUAGAACAAAUCACAAGCUCCUGUAACAGCUGAGUAAAACUGAACGAUCUGCCUACCUUUGAAGAAGAAGUCUUUUUAAAAAAAAAUAAAUAUCUUGGAGGCCACGAGGAGGUGCAGCGCAUAUGGAUUGGUUAAUGGGAAAGACUGCAAAAUCAAAGCCAGAUGAAAAGCUGCCAUCGACUGAAGAGAAGAAGUUGUAUCUCGAGGCAGAAUACACCUCCGCCCGGGUGUCUGAUGCAGAUUUGCCCAUGCUUGUGAGCUUGCCCAGAGAAAUUGACCAGAAUGAAUGGUUGGCCAAUAACACAAUGACAUUCUUCAAUCACAUAAAUCUGCAGUACAGUGCUAUCUCUGAAUUCUGCACAGCAGAAAGCUGUCCUGUGAUGAAUGCGUGUAAUGUUCAAUACUUUUGGAUAGAUGAACGAGGGAAGAAAAUAAAGUGUACUGCACCACAGUACGUUGACCUAGUGAUGACGCACAUCCAAAAACUAUUGACUGAUGAGGAAAUUUUCCCUACCAAGUAUGGUAAAGACUUCCCGAGUACCUUUGAAUCACUAGUCCAGAAGAUCUGCCGCUACCUCUUCCAUGUUCUUGCUCAUAUCUACUAUGCUCACUUCAAGGAAGUUGUGGCCCUUGAACUGUAUCCACAUCUCAAUACCGUGUACACGCACUUUCUGAUCUUUGUCAGGGAGUUUAAUCUCAUCGACCCCAAGGAAACGGCUGUGAUGAGGGACUUAACAGAUGUUCUCCUCUGUGGCACACCGCAGCCCCAGAACCACGUGAACCACAGAUGAACCAGGCAGCCCGUGCAUAUCAUGGAUAUUAGAAAUAUUUUCUUUAGUGGAAAGAAUAAUAACUUAAGGAAUCAUGUUGCCCAUGGCAACGUUGAAGAAAUAUGUGACCAACAAAUCAGUGAUACCAAGUGGCCCAAAGUGGUGACUGUGUUGAACCCCCUACCCAUACAGCAGUAAUCUUUUCUGAGAGCCUCACUGACUAUCAACUUUUAUGUAAUGACAUUGUGUCAGUUUGCUCCCCCAACCCCCAAGCCCACCGACUCCAGAUCCCCAGUAAUGGCAAGUCAUGAGUUUUUUCACUUCUGCAGAAGAUUCCCAUAACUUGCUUGCUGCCAGUUAUGGAUCUGUUAGUGUUCAUGAAAUAACUGACACUACACAUUGACAUGCCUGAAGUAUCCAUUUAGGUCCUCCCUUACCACUCUCUAGUUUGUCAUGGCCAGUGCCCUGAAUACCACAAUUGUGCAGGUAGAGCAAUGAGAUCAGAAAGUUCCUUCGUGAAAUACCUUUAUGACUGACGGGAUAGAACAGAUAAAAGCUUCUGUAGUAUACAUGUAGGUUUUUUAUUGCUUUUAUUUGUUGACAAUUACUGAAGUAUACUUGUAAACAAGCUAGAGAUGGUUUUUGCUUUACAGGGCCUGUUGCUCCUUUCUCCUUUCUCCACUGCUCCCCUUUUUCUAGUUAUAUCAUUAGUUGGUGCCAACAAAUCGGCUUUAUUGAAAAUAACCCACAUUUAAUGAUCUUAGUGGGCCAGAUGUUCCUUCAUGGCCUGCAAUUUGUUUUAUAUCUUGCAUGCAUUCUUUGAGUUAUUGGUGAGCUUAGAAGUAGCCCUGAGCUCACAUGACCUGGAGGGAGAAAAGCACCCAUGGCAAUUGAAUGUUCCAUAAAAGUGGUAAAUAUUUGACUCAUGCAGGCAUUGGGUUUUUCUGCUCACUAGAUGAAAGGAACCCAUGCUGGGGAACAGAACACUUUCCAUUGUCAGCUCAGGGUACACGAUAAUAGCAUGUACUUGUUGCAGAGUAAUGUCCCCGCUCUCCUGUUUUAAUAACGUGCUUCAGCCCAGCCUUGGGAAAAACUACACCAAUAUGGCAUUUCUCCAUUUUCCACAGAGCACGAUUACUAGGCAGGAUCGAAUUAGGGCUCGUUUGCACUAUAGUCCGUGUUCAUGGGGUGGGAUGAAGACUACUAUAAAUUCUAAUUCUUUAAUUUCAGCAUUAAUGUAUUACACUACUGACUUGGUGUGGUAGGGUAGGUGAAAAUAUUUCCACAGAUGAUGUUAGAAUUGUGGAUGUGAAUCACCACCUUGUGCCUAUGGGUUUAAAUCAUCUUGUUAUUUAUCUGAGUUUUACUGCGCCUUGCCUUUUGGAGCCAAUUUAAGUUUUAGUAUGGUAGGAUGAAAACAGCAUCACAGAUGAAAGUUCUAGCUCACUCUCUCUUCUGGUAGCAACGAGAUUGUAUAGUUUGGAAGAUGGUAGGAAAUGUGAUUAAUGGAAAACAGUGGUCUAAGUUGUGAAACCAUUUAGACUGUGGCUCUUCUCCCUUUUUCACUGCUCCAUUAAUAUUUUUAAUCUUCUAUAUUGGGAUAUGACCACAAGACUAACUGAAUAAAACACAUCCACUGGCCUGCCAGUGUUUUCCUCCUGAGAUACCAUGAAACUUCUGACAUUAAAGAAACAUUGGGUCAUGUGAGGUUUCCUCAAGAUCUUGGCAUUUGUCCUGUAUUUUUCUGAGAUUUUUAAUUCUGAAGCCAAUUUAAGAAUCUUUAUUUGUAGUGACUGGUUAGUGUGACCUCUAAUGAGGUCCCAUUUAUUUUCUCCUUUCACCAUUAUAACAUCUUCGAGAGAUGUUCCAUUUCUUUGUUAGUUAGUGGCUGAAGAUCAAUUGUGGAAAGCAGAGUUAGUAAAAUAUCUAGUUUUUGCCUGCUAGCAAUAACUCAAGUGCCUAUGGAUUUUUUUUUUGUCAGAUAUGCACUUUGAAAGUUUUCUUUUCAAUGGCUAUAAUUUGAGUGCUUUUUUUUUCAUUCUCCAGCACAGUAUGAGUAGGACUAUAGCCCAGUCAGGACCAAUUCUUCCAGGAAAGGAAGGAUUGGUUGGAAAUGAGCACCUUUGACCAUUAGCAAAUCAGUUCUGAUGUCAGCUACCUCUGUUUUGGAUUUUAGAGCAUAGCUGGUACACAACUUUACUUGAAUUUUACAGUGAAGGCCACUGGGUUCUAAAGGAGGUAGGGGAUGGGGGGGGAAUACUAGUCAGAUUAGGUGGCGUAAUUGACACAAUCUGUCAGUGAAUCUGAAGUUGACUGAGUUUAUGAGGUGCCAGGGUUUCUAGGUCUAAUUUUUAAUGACCGUAACAAGGCAAUGUACUUCAAUGCAUUUAUUAAUCUAUUGCUUUUGUUAACUUUUUGCUGAUUUACAUCACAGUUAGGUGGUCUGUGCAAAAGUUAUAAAAUAUUUAAAAGUUUUACCAAUGAUUAGUGGAUUUGAUUUUUUUUGUUUCUACUGUCAGGUGCAAAUAUUAUUUAUUUUUGGCAGUUUGUGUUCCUUUUGUUAACUGGAGCAGAACAUAGGCUGUAUCAACACUGCUUAGACUGACUAGCUGGUGGCUUGGAGCACCAGAUAGCACCAUUGUACUUCUCCAUUUAAAUGCAUAUUCAAUUUGUGGGGUCAAAUUUGGCAUGUUUACCCUACAGGACUCUCCGUCUCUCUGCUGAGCACUAUUUUGUGAGCAAACCAUAAUUCAGGAAUUGGUGGGCAUUGCAGGUUCAGGAUGAUGUGGGUCUAGAGUCAGGGAUAACGAUACUGAUUUUAAUCCUGUUAUGCCCAAGAGACCAACCCUAUGCAGGAUCUCUGGAUCUUGCAAGCCUACAAAGAUUGGCUCAGGACACAUGUAAUUGAGCAUCACCCAUGUGAUCCUUGUCCUAAUGUGAGACAGUGGCAAGCUCAAGGAGACAAUUUGGAGAGGAGAGGAACUGUAAGAUUUGCAGUUUCGGUAGCUACAAUGCCAAAUUAUUUUAUGUAUGUGGUGGAGGGACUGAAUAGUUAGAAAUAUGACAUGUCUCGUGUCAUUUAUAGAAACUGUGCCUGUCUGAUUGGGAGUGAGGGCUUUGCAAACCAAGGAGGCAUCUCUGGUCUGAAUUCAUGAGAGUUGCAACUAUGAAUGAGUUAUAUUGCCUGAUGCCACAGAGUUUUUUUUAACAGCCAGAUUUAUCACUCCCUAAUGUAUCCACUGUACAUUGUGUUAUUAAGUGCAGGACUUCCAUAUUACUGUUUUUGAUUUUUUUUUGUAUGCAAAUAUCUUGAGACAGGAAUGUGUAGAAACGAUUGGUGACAGAACUCACUGGGUGUUGUUGACCAAGUAACAGGAGUGCUGAAAUGCAUUAGUUACAUGUACAUAUCAGGGUCGAAGGUUAUAUUGGACUGCGCUGAUAUGUUUGAGUGACAAUGAAGCCAGUCUCUCUCUCUCUGAAGCUAUGACAUUCUUUUUGGGGUGGCAUAGGUAGUGGUUUUUUUUUUAAAAAUCCGAUUAUUGAGCAGAUGUGUAUACUUUGUAGAAGGUUCACUCCUAGGCUAGUGGACUGGAACGCGACUGCUUGACUUUUAGGGUAUGAGCUUAGUCAUUUGGUGUGAUUACAAGGUGGAACUUACCUCAUUCCAAAGAAAGCAAAAGGGGUUGGUUUUACUGCAGGGAAGACUGUUUCUCGAUCUCAAUGGCUGGAGUGAUGGAAGAGUAUUGGCAAUGAUUUCUUUUUGCAUCAUCUCAUCUCUGAACUUGAAUAAUCUUUGCUUCUUCUGAGCUUGUGAUGAGGAUGCCUAAGAUAUUGCCAGGUAUGAUGCAUUGAAAUGAUACACCAAGGCAAAUUCCACCCCAGUUGUCUUGCAUAUGAUAUGAUUUGAUUUGAUAGCUUGUAGACUUUUAGAUUUUUAUCACCCUUGUUAGGAGGCCUUGAGAUGGGCUUGAGAUGAGUGUGAAUUGAUAGUGUGGAGUCCUCCACUGUGAGUGCGCUCGAACACUUGCUGACAGGAAACUUACACAGAGACAGCGCCAGAUCAAAAGGCAUGCUUUGGCUUCAACCCAUAACUGCACUGAUGGUGCUAGCUUGUUGCUACGAUGAGCUGUUAAUUUACAGAAAGCCCAAGGUAGUCUAUCAAUACUGGAUGUAAUAUAACUCUUAAGAUCAUACAUUGCAUCUCACAAGAAAACUGAAAAAUAAAAAGAAUAACUUUAAUAUUGUGUUUGGUUUCUGACAUUUUUUCAGCUUUCAUAUUUUAAAACUUCUAAUUCUAUAUAUAUGCUUGCAUAAUACUUAAUGACUGACAUUAUCACGAUAAAGGGUUACAGUAGAAAAUCAUCUAAUGCUGCUUGCACUUUAUGAGGAAUCAUCUAAUUCAUGGCUACAAAAUCACAGGAGAUUUGUUCACUUUUUUUUUCAUGUUUUGAAUGCAACUAUCCUUCUGUAUGAAGGAUACUUGCUUAAUAGUUGCACUUUUCUGGCAAGAAGCAAAACAAAUCUUAGUCCACCUUUCCUCCUGAAUAUGCCAUUAUUUUACAGAUGUCAGUCCCCUUGCGCUUCGUUUGGUCAAUGGAUCUUUUAAAAAGUGUACAUCUAGACAGCAGAGUUGGGCUAUUGUUGACAGUUGGGUUCAGCUGUGCUCAUCUCUCACAAGCACACACAACAUUUUUGACUCCAGAUUUUCCCAAAAGACCCAGUGGUGGGUGGGGGCAAUGGUAACAGCCCAUUGAAACAACCCAACUUUGCUCAAGCUAAGGAACAAAUCUGGGAUCUUCCGGUCUGUGUUGGCUAUAUCUAGUGUCAUGGUGCAAGAACAAAGGUGCAUGUGGUCUCCUUUCAGAGAUUUUGCCAUAGCAAUGUCAGACUUUGCAUAUUUUGUUGAAAUUUGCAGUUUCUAUGAUUAAAAAAAACUAACUGAAAGACUGA